Molecule: messenger RNA, 1322 nt
Organism: Ceratina calcarata
Lineage: Eukaryota; Metazoa; Arthropoda; Insecta; Hymenoptera; Apidae
Exons: 3
Coding region: 685-1149 (154 amino acids)
Source: RefSeq, a predicted model, not a curated record
AUUCUGGGCCCAGGUACGUCGGGAUUGGCUGACGAGAACCUGGCCGCUUCGAGAGGCAAGGAAAGCCGAGCUAAGACGAUAUUCCAUCGCCAGUCCAACCGAUUUCGCUUGCGAGACACCGUCGCUCGUGCCACUCGACGAGUUUUUCUGUCUGCUGUGACGUCUUUCGCGUUAUCUCACUGCGAAAACAAAAUCCAAUUGCGUUUCCUGUUAGAAAAUCCAGUGAUCGGGUUACUGGCACAGCGACCAUGUCAAUCACGUUAAUCGUAUUGAUGCCACUUUUACUUUCCAACAAUAAUAAGACUCUCGUUAGAAUUCUCUGCUAAAGUCAGUGUUAACUUUAACACUAAUUUAGUUUUCGCUUAUCAACGUGCAGAAUCUAUAUUUUUACCAGUGCAUGUUCGGUGAAAUUUGAUAGUUGAAGAACUGUGACAAUGAACAAGAUUCAACUUGCAUUCCGUCUGUACGGAAAGAGUGCCUGAAGCGGAAUUAAAUAACAAGAUUGUGGACACAUAAAAGAAAAUGUUUGGACUGUGAGUCGGCAAUUUUACGUGCGAGGUUCAGAGCAAAUACGAAAUGGAUUACUAAAUCAAACAGACGGCCGAACCGUUGGGGAUAAAAAAAUGGUCCUACAAUAAACAGAAUUGCCAUCAACGACAUUACAAACCGAGAUCCAGUUGAACCAUGCUCCCGUCCAAGUUUCUCCAUCCCUCCAAUCCGAAUCCAGCCUCUGACAAUCCCUUGAUUCCGAUAUCGAUGACGACGACGACGAUGGGACCGUCGUCGGCGACCAGCAUGGACGAUGACCCACCGCCUUACAGUGCCGUAAUGGCACAGGACCACGUCGGCUGGUCCUACGACUUUUCCCGUACGGCCCACGCGUACCCAUCGGACAGUGCGACGGUACCCCUGCAAAAUAAUUUUGCGAGAGAGAACGAAAGUCCCUCGAUGCCUUAUCGAUUGUUCAUGUGUGGCUCGGGUAGGACUGUUCUAGAUUUCGACGAUGACGUGCCUGACAGCAAGGACGACGGUGCCAGAACCAACAGGAAAUACGGGGCAAUUUUGGUGGGCGGCGCAGUGAUAAUCUUCCUGAUGGUACUGUCGCUGCUGGUGCGAUUCGUCAUGGACAAAAAUCUGUGGCGGACUUAGCUGUGGACUGACCGGAUUCGGACCUUGGAAUCUCGUUUCGUACUUAAGACAACGGCGCAGCGGCAGCGACGUCGUCGUUCAUAUUAAUUCUAAGUUCACCAGCUUUUCUACAGACUAGUUAAGAUUCGAAUAUCUUGUGAUAUUUUUUACAAUAAAAUUGGAAACUGCAAUGA